Messenger RNA from Pongo pygmaeus (Bornean orangutan), 1989 nucleotides. RefSeq names its product histidine-rich glycoprotein-like. The coding region runs from base 127 to 1233 and encodes 368 amino acids. Lineage: Eukaryota; Metazoa; Chordata; Mammalia; Primates; Hominidae. The transcript is spliced from 3 exons. The record is from RefSeq and is a predicted model, not a curated record.
ACAUGCUUAUCACACACACCACACACACUCAUCACAAACACACUCCUCACACACACACACAUCACACACACCCCACAUGCUCAUCACACACACCACACACACUCUUCACACGUGAUCAUUACACACAUGCUCAUCACACACACUCAUCACACACUCAUCACACACACAUCACAUAUGCUCAUCACACACAUGCUCAUCACAAACGCUCAUCACACACACAUGCUUAUCACACACACCACACACACAUACACACUCACCACACACCACACAUAUGCUCAUCACACACGCUUAUCACACACUUGCUUAUCACACAACACCACACACACAGUCAUCAUACACACUCACCACACACACCACACAUAUGCUUAUCACACAUGCUCAUCACACACAUUCAUCACACACCACACACAUGUUCACACACUCAUCACACACACCACACACACGUUCAUCACACACUCAUCGCACAUAUGCCACACACAUGCUCAUCACACACACCACACAGACAUCUUACACACUCAUCACACACACCACACAUAUGCUCAUCACACUUGCUCAUCACACACAUUCUCACACACCACACAUGUGUUCACACACUCAUCACACACAUUCAUCACACACACCACACAUGUUCAUCACACACUCAUCACACACACCACACAUGUUCAUCACACACAUGCUCAUCACACAUGCUUAUCACACACAUGCCACACAAGCUCAUUAUGCACACUCGUCACACACACACCAUGCACACUCAUCACACACACUCAUCACAAAUGCACUCAUCACACACGAUCAUCACACACAUCACACACCACACACACGCUUAUCAUGCAUACUCAUCAUAUGCACCCCACACACAGUCACACGCACACAGGCCAGACACCACAUAUGCCAGCACACUCAUCACACACACCCACACACAGUCACACACACACAGGCCAGACACCACACACGCCAGCACACUCAUCACACACACCCCACACACAGUCACACACACACAUGCCAGACACCACACACGUCACACCAUAUAUACACUCAACCAUCACACGCACACACACCACACACACAAACUCAUCACACAUACACCUGCACACACAGCCACACACACUGGGCCAUCACACAAACACCAUGCACCACACACACACUCAUCACACACACACACACCCCCCCCACACACAAACCCAAUCACCUCACACACCCAUCCACCCCCAUCACAGCCCCCACCUCUGCUGAAUGGAGCCCCACCAUCCUUCAAUGGGCAGCGGGCACCUCGUCGUCCUUGACGUGCCCCAUCGCACUUCCCUCUCCCGCCCACGAGGACCUCGGUAAUGUCGCCCCUGAAACUGCUGCAGAACCUGGAGCCCAUUGUGAUGCAGAAUUGGAAUCCCAGCUCAGCCCCCUGCACACUUGAUUGCCCGGAGAAAUGCCUUAUUCCUGAGAGCCCCUUGGUUCUUCUCCGUCUCCGGUUAGCAAUCCUAUGAAGUCAAUCUGCCGCUAGGAACCCAGCUCCUGUGUGUGCACAUUGAGGCCCCGGGCCUGGUCACCACCCACAGAGACCCCCCAUGGCACAGCAGGGAGUGUUUUCCACAGCCCCAGCUGCACCCCACUUCCAGCUUGCCUCUGGAAACAACCACGAAUAGCAGGGCGGCACCAGAAGGUAGGCCUUUAGGGAGAACAAACACAGGCCUCCACCCUCAGACAAACACAGGCCUCCACCCUCAGAUGAACACAGGCCUCCACCCUCAGACGAACACAGGCCUCCACCCUCAGACGAAAACAGGUCUCCACCCUCAGAUGAACACAGUCCUCCACCCUCAGAAACAGAAGCUCCACAGAGCCCCCAAGGGACCCUGGGGCACCCUGGAAGCAUCCAUUGCAUACUGGAGCCACCUCAAGAGCCAUGGGGCCUGGAGCCCCGGGAUUCUGGGAAAGGUCUCCCUGGAGGCACAUUGGAAUAAAUGUGUGUAGCUGUGAAACCCCCCUUUACAU